UAUUCGUCGUGAAUGUUGUGUGCUUCGUUAUUUAUGGACAGUCGGAGCUAACGCUAGCCCGACCAGCUGGCCUGGUCACACAAAGAAACCUUUACUUCCUAUUGCCGUGCUUGUCUGAAGGGAAAUCUCUUGUUGGACCCUUCUCACAUUUUGUGUUUUUGAAUGAUCGGAAGGGCUGUCUUUAGACUGUAUGUGUGGGUUACCUACGUGUUUGUGUCCGUGGUAAAUACAACGGCUCGCUGACCACUGGGAACUAGCUGCAUCAGGUUUAGGAUGGAGCGCUAACAUUAGACAAAUGCUAGGCUCACCCAGCUACGGGCUGUCUACACAGGAAUGGGCUUUUUUUAGAGUUGAAUCCGACGGUGAAGCGGUAAAUCAUCAUAGAACCCGUUUUCAGGAGACGGUUGUGUGUAAAUCUUAACACUAGCGAUUUGACUCCUGGCGUCGGCCUUUUUCCAUGCUAUCAUGUGAUACUAAGACAUACAGCUGCAUGUCACUGUGAUCUCCGCUUCCUGUGCUUCGAUGAAAAUGUGGUGAGGGGAGAGUAACUCAUGCUGCAUUAGUGGAACAGUGACAUGCUGGCCUGCCUGCCAGCAUCAGGUGACGCUUCCAUUCAUCUUCUCUCCCGCACGCAGAUGAACACUGGGCUUCAGAAAUGGGAAACUACAAAGAAAAUGAGAUCUUCCAACUACCCUACCCCAGCACAGUUGGACGCCUAUGCUAAGAAAAUCGCCAACAACCCGCUGACAAUCCAGAUCUUCCCAAACAGCGUCAAAGUACCUCAGAGGAAGCACAUACGGCGCACUGUCAACGGUCUGGACACGUCUUGGUCCAACCAGCGCCUCAGCCCCUACCCCUCUCAGGUCAGCGGCAGAGCAGGCCUCCUCGCCGUCCUGCGCACGCCUGCCAAAGGCAUCAGAGACUCAGACGGAGGUCGCGUGAGGCUCCUCCAAAAGCCCACCACCACCACCAUGAACCCCCACAACGGACCCUAUGCCACUCAAAGCACUUUAAACCUCCCUCAGCCCUCCUCCGGCCUGCAGGGCCCCUCGAUGCCUCAGGCCCUGGCCGCCCACAAGCAGCUGAUGGCUCACCCACAGACACUACAGCAGCAGCAGCACAACCUGGCUCAUCCAAUGAAUCUACAGCAGGCCCAAGCCAUGCCCCACCCUCACGCUCUGCAGCAGCAGCAGCGUAUGGCUCGCUCGCAAGCUCUGCAGCAACAGAACAUGGGCCCCCAGACAGGACAACAACAACAGCAGCAGCAGCAGCAACAACAGAGCAUGGGCCCCCAGCUGCAGACCGGACAACAACAGCAGCAGCAGCAGCAAACCCAGAUCAUGGCUCAUCCCCAAGGCAUGCAGAGGCAGCACAGCCUGCCCCACCCCCAGCAGCAGCAGCAGCAGCAGCAGCAGCAGCAGCAGCAGCAGGGGCUAACGGGGCCGCCGAGCCUGCCGCCCCAACACCGGCCUCCGCACCCGCACCAGGCGGCCCUGCACCAACAAGCUUUACUCCAACAGCCAGGGCAGACUCAGGAUCUGCGCCACGUGCCGGACGGGGUCCAGCUGCCCGGCCUUCAGCAUUCCCAGGCGCCACCGGGCCCCCAGGCUGCCGGCCCGGGGCCCCCUGACAACAACGCUAACGGCCUCCAGCAGCAGCCCGUCGUCUUCGGACCCCACCGGAAGCCCCCCGAUGCGGACGCCCCGCCAAACAUCACCGUAUCUACCUCAACCAUCCCACUGUCUAUGGCGGGCAGUCAGCACCAGAACCGGCACGGAGACCUCAAUAGCAUCGUGAACCAGAUCAACCAGUUCUGCCAGGCCCGCGCGGGCAUGGGCGCCACGUCGGUGUGCGAGGGUCAGAUCGCCAACCCCAGCCCCAUCAGCCGCAACCUGCUCAUCAACGCCAGCUCCAGGGUGUCCAAUCACAACCAGGGCCCCAUGUCGGCCUGCCUCAUGACGGGACCACCGGACAAGGCCCAGGGCUCUGCCGGAGCGAUGCACCCACAGGCCAGCAUGGCCGCCAUGAGCAGCAUGGCUGCCUACCACGCAGAGACAGAGAAGCUCCAGAUGCAGCACAUUCAGCAUCAGCUGAAGCAGCAGCAGCAGCAGUCGCUCCAACACCCACAGCUGCAGGCUCGUCAACAGUCGCACCAACACCCACAGCAUUCAAACCAACACCCACCCCAGCAGUCUCAGCAACACCCUCACCAACACCCUCACCAACAGUCUCACCCACACCCAUCACAGCAACCACACCAACACCCGUUGCAUCCACACCAACACCCCUCACAGGCCCAACAACAACAACAACAACAACAACAACAACAACAACAACAACAACAACAACAACAGCAGCAGCAACUGCAACAACUGCAGCAGCAGCAGCAGCAACAGCAGCAACAACAACAGCAACAACAACAUCAACGGCAGCAUCAGCAGCUCAACCUGCAGCAGCAGCGCUGGGCCCAGCACCAGAUGGCCCACAUGCAGCAGUCCCACGAGGAGGUCAACCCCUGCAAGAACCCCAGGAUGGAGGCUCCCUCCGAGCCUGGCUUUCCCGGCUCCCGGAACCUCAGCUACCCCCACAAGCUGCCCGGCGCCGCGCAGUCCUUCCCGCUCAAGCAUCCUCCGGAGAAGCCCCAGUCGUCGGCGUCCCCCCCCGUCGGCGGCCCCACGGCCGCCAUGCGCUACACCAACGGGCACUACAUGCAGCCGCCCUGGACCGGCAUCCCCGCCAUGGGCACCGGUCCUCAGGAGCUCCCGGUCCCCUUCCAGGGACUGCCACCCGGGGCCGCCACGGACUGCAACCCUGGGGCAAAGUACCGGCCGGGGAAGGCGGACGCCGGCGGUCCUCCCAAGCUGAUGCCGGGCAUGGAGUUCCUGGGCGGGGACCUCCAGAUGGCCGGCUACCACGAGCAAGGCCUGGACUUGGUGGAGAAGAUGCAGAGGCAGCCGGGUCCCCCUCCUCCCCCCCUCGGACAGGUGCAGGACCCCGGCAACGGCCGAGGCAUCCACGGCCACCACGCGGGCUACCGGUAAACGCCGCGCGGGAGCAGACGGAAAGUGGGUCACGUUUCGUGCGUGCAGCGUCCCACAGUGUACCACCCACCCCCCCCCCCCCCCCCCCCCCCCCAUUGUGCUCGUCCCGCGUCGCCUUGCAAGUGAUGGAUUGCGGCCCCUUGUUGUACGUGCCGCAGGGGGGGGGGGGAGGCGUCUCCCGGCUGCCCGCGGCUUCACAGUAUUCCUCAGGUCGUGCGUUGUUUCCUUUGUUCCACAUGAAGGGAUUGAAGAGAUUGUUCCACUGUUUUAAAAUGGAUUCCUGUUUUUACUGCAAACAUGAAUGUGCUGCUCUCUGUAUUUAUCUUAUUUAAAACGAGAUGUGGAGGACACUGUCGCAGCGAUGACCUCGAGGGUGAAUCGCGCAACGUUUUUUGUUUUUGUUUUAUUUUAACGAAGGGAUGCCCAGAAGCAAGAUUUAGGCUGUCCUUUUGGUUUUAUAAUACUUUUUAAUUUAUCUUCUUUUCAAGAUUGUAAUCAACGAUGGUUACGCAUAUUUUUCUGGAUUUCCGGUUGGGCUUUUAAAUACACUUAGAGUGUUGCUCCUGCGCUCGGGAACGGUGAACGAUGGUAUCAGUCCGGUUCAGAGCGGUUCCUUGAACAGCCACAUGGACUUUCAGAGCGUACUUCACGUUGCCUCGUGAAGGCAGAAUGACAGAACUCAACACACAUGUAAUGGAUUAAAUGCAAGCGCAUUCAUAAGGCAACAGCAAUAUAUAUUUCUCCCUGAAAUUAUAUCUUCCAUUUCCUCUUACGUUGGUCCAAGUGCCAUAUCCUGAUAGGGUUAAUUAAUACUUUAUAUAGAAAUGUCUUCAAAGGUUUUUAUUCAAAUUCUAUUAUUUUAUGUUUUAUGUUGUCGGUUACUACUUGAUUCAUAGUGGACAUUUUGAAUAGUUGGACAGGUGUAGGAAUUAAAUGAUCAGUAUCUUUUCUAAAACCUUCUGCUUAUGUGCAAUGGAAAUGUUGGCUUUUACAGAAUGGACUUCAUAGAUGUCAAUGAUUCUUAACUAAAAUUGACCCCUAGCAAGAAAUGAAAUCAGGAAAGGAAGCCUAUUGUUAUGGUUCGAGACUACUUCUAGCACCAAUGUAUUGCUUUAACAUGUAGGACAGUAGAGAUUACCAUCAAAAUGGUAAUUAUUAGUGUGUGCGUGCGUGAGAGAAGGCUCUUGACCUGCUUAACACUAGCCUUAUCCUUUUUUUCAAUGUAUAUCUACUACCUAUGAAGAGAAAAGAACCUCCCCACUUUGAUUACUGGUUAAAUGGGCUACAGUCUAGCGUAUACUCCUCCACUUUCUUACCUUUUUCUAGUAUGACAAUAUAACAGGCCUCGGAGACAUACUUCCCUGGUCCUCAUAAGCCUUAAUUAUUCCAAUAGUUAUCCACUACACAACUCAUUGAUUUAAACGAUAACGUUAUUUUGCAGGAUGUGACAUUAAUAACUUCUGCUGUGGGUGUUACCUUUUCAUUGUUUUAUCUAGAGGAAAGACUUGAAUUCAAAAUGGCCUCCAUCAGGAAUGUGUAGUUGCUGUUUACUUCAACAAAACCCAGUUUCUUCCAAAAGAAAAUGUCUCAACGCAUUAACCUAUUAUGGAAAAAUUCCCCUCCACCGUGGUGUAAAUUCUAAACACAAGUUUCAAAAGUUUGUUGGUAUGUAGAACUGGGCUAUACCAGUUGUGUAAAAGUCCUCGGGCACCGGUCUUUCUUUCGGUUUUUGUACUUGAUGGAUGUCCUUUUGUUUUUUUGGUUUAACUUAUUCUCUGUUAACUGUUUCAUGAAGCCAUAAGUCGGUCAGAAUGAGGUACCAAACGUGACACGUGUGACCAUGGUCCCCAACCACCACCCUGAUGGGAAGCAAGUGGCCAGGGUCAAGUGUUUUUAAGCGUGCUUUAAUCUGAGGUCCUGUACUGUAAAACCCUAUAGCUUUCUUCCUCUCUUCUACCUUCUGGGAACGGGAGGGCGAGCGUAGAGCGCCAUGAAGCGACCCUCGGGGUUCAAGCCUUAGCUUUUUCACGAUUCGGGUUUCUUUACUUUGGUUCCUUUUUUAGUUUUUUUUUUUUCUUUUUUUAUGUAACAUUUCUUGGCUCUGACGUGCCUGCCCCUUGAAGCUGCUGUUGAAUCUUAAAACACUAGUCGUGUGUGUGUCUGUGCAUGUGUGUGUGUGUGUGUGCGUGAGUGAGUGAGUCGAUUGUUUCGGUGGUCAUUUGCAUACUUCUCGGUUUGACUCUGUUCAACUGUUAACCCUAUCCCGAACCUCUACUUGAUGACCCACUUGGAGUACUCUGCCUCAUCUUUCCAAAUCCUAUCAAACUCGUCCAAAAAAAAAAUAAACAUCAAAGCGGCAUAGUUCUCUCUUCAUAACCGCGAGCCACCGGGGCCUGAAUAAUACAAAUAAAUGUAGCUUGUCGGUUGGAUAAUUCUCUGUUGGUACGUUGCUGUGCGUAUUUUUUAUCGACGACACCAGACGUUGAAAGGGUGGGGGGAUGAACUUGAGACCAGAGGGACAUCAAACCUUUCCCUGAGCGUGGUUGUGCUCUGCCGUGCCGGGCCCCCACACAGUCAUGUUCCACAGCUGUCCUAUGAAGUGCCUCUGUGUUGGACGGGUGCUGCCAGGGGCCAAACGGGUCAGAGGGCUGGCGCGUGUGAUGUGUGUGGAUGUGCGUGUUGAGGGUCGACUGGAGGCUUUAGGUACUUGCACACAAGUGGUGCACACCCGAGAGCAAGAGGUGCACUAAAGGUGAAUUACUGUUGGAUUUUCUUGUUUUUUGGGGGGGGAAGUCACAAUUCUUUGAACUACUGAUACUGUGUCAUGGGACACGGUCCCAAAGUGUGCCACAAUUUCUAGACACUGUUGCAAUGCGUGUUGUAUAGGACUGUUUGCCGUCUGCUCACUGACCAAAGUGACCAAGCGCCCUUCUUUUUGAACCACCCCGGUCCCUGAAAGACCUGUGUGCGCUUUUAUUUUGAAAUAUAGCUUGUUUUAUGGAGGCGGGGUGGACAAGAGUCAUCUGGUCUUCAGUAAUGCCUGUGAAAAUAAAUUGUGAAGAUGUGACUAGAGUAAAAAUAAAAGACUAAAAGAGU
Messenger RNA from Gadus macrocephalus (Pacific cod), 6137 nucleotides. RefSeq names its product family with sequence similarity 222 member Bb (gene fam222bb). The record is from RefSeq and is a predicted model, not a curated record. The transcript is spliced from 3 exons. Bases 576 to 3041 code for a protein of 821 amino acids. NCBI's taxonomy places the organism in Eukaryota, Metazoa, Chordata, Actinopteri, Gadiformes, Gadidae.